GAGAAGCAGCAAAGAAAAUACAUUUUCGGAAAGGCAACACUCUGAAAGAAAAAAAACAAACUUUGGAUCCAAACCAUUUGGUUUCUCGGCACAAGCAUCUGCUUCUCAAAGAAUAUCCACGCUUCAUCAUUCCCAUGGAGUAUGAUUGUUUCUAGAAAAAGCCAACUUUUCAGUCCUGCGCUAAAAAUACGAAAGUGUCUUCCUCCUUAAAGGAUUGUUUUCUGACUACUGAAAAAAAAAGCAGGAGUAAAAAUUCAGCAGAAAAUAUCAAGAUGAUCGACCUAAGAAGCUUACCUUUAAAAAUGUGUUUUUUAGUAUUCUUGGGAGCAGGGGACACAUGCAUGCAAAUGGCACAGAGCUGUCAUUAAAAUCAACGGUGGAUCUGUCCUGCUGGCUAAACAAGAGCUCCUACCGUAGGCAUUGUGUCAUUGUCUUGUCACAAAACCACUCCAUUAUCAGUAGCAGCAGCUCUCCAGAUUCUUCAAUCAGGACCCAGGUUCUAUUGAAUACUUUUGGGAGGCAGAUGUUUGAAUGCCGUUGCAAACAGCCGAGGCCACUGAACAUAUGCGGAAUUUAUGUUUUUGUUGGAAUUGCACCAGAUCAACCAAAAAAUGUAUCAUGUGCCCAGUAUGGAAAAUAUGGACCCACCAUUUGUUCUUGGGAUAAAGGAUAUUAUACCUAUCUGUUGACUUCCUAUACACUAUGGAUAACAAAUGAAACCUCCAAUAGAACAGUCUUGGGAGAAAAAAAUAGCACUAUAGUUCAUCUCGGGAAAAAGCUGGACUUUGAAACUACUUAUACAGUUGUGGUCGAAGCCACAAAUAAACUUGGGAGCAGUUCAUCUGAACCAAUACAGUUCACAUUAAUAGACAUUGUGAAGCCUCACCCUCCUGUGAACCUCUCAGUAAGCUGUGAUGCCUUUGCUCCCCAAAAUUGUACCAUCUUAUGGCAAGAUCAGCAAGAAACACAGUGCUUUAGAGUGAGAUACCAACCAAUCCACAGUAAUUCCUGGAUUACGCUUGAAAAUCUAAAUGCUAUAAGAUACGAUCUUCAUGACCUGCAGCCAAAGAUAAAAUACGAAUUCCAAGUUUCCUGCAGGCUUCUUCUGGAAAGGGGUUUAUGGAGCGACUGGAGCCCAGCAUUUCUAACAGAAGCAGUGCCGUUUGAACCUGUUGAUGUCUGGUAUUUAAAGAAGGAGACCGUUUCAAAAAUGCAGAACAUCACUCUCUUCUGGAAGUCAGUAAAUGUAUCAGGAACAAUAAGCCGAAACUUCCAUUAUCAAGUGAUAUUUCUAAACCUCAACCAAAUGCCACCUAGAACUGCAGAAAUGAGUGUGACCACCCACACUGUUUUCUCGCACAUCUCUCUUAAGGCAGAUUAUAACAUAACACUUAAUUCGAAGAAUUCACGGGGAAUCUCCCCGUCUGUCUACAUAACCACAAAAUUGGGAAUUUCAGAACUGCUACCACCUAACCGGGUCUCCGCCACAUCCAUGGACAAUGAGAGAAUAAUUGUUAAAUGGGAAGAACCUUCAGCACCUUCCUCUUCCAUCAAUGGAUACAUAGUUGAAUGGGUAGAGAUCCCUCAAGACUAUCACAGGAACCCCUCCCCGACAUGGUUUAAAAUUCCUGUUUCUAAUUGCACAGUGAUCAAAGAGAAUUUAAAGCCCAACAUAUGCUACCACAUCAGUGUGUUUGCACUCUAUCAGGACAGAGCAGGAAAAGCAGCUACGACCACAGAAAAUACCUCAGCAAAAGGUAAAAAUAUCUGGUUUAAAUAUCUGAUUUCCUUUGUAGCUCCAUUAACGGGACCUCAGAUUGUGAAUGUAACUAUGGAAGAUGGGAGCAUUUUGGUCUCCUGGAGAGACGUUCCAGAACAUCAGAGGAUGGGGUGUAUCAUUAAUUAUAAGAUUUAUUUGCAGAAACAAUUCUCUUCUGUACCCCCAGAUGUCCACGAGAUCUCUAAACCAGCCCCACAGCCCUUUUAUAUAAAAAACAUAGAGGCUGGUGGUUCCUAUGUUAUUUGGAUGACGGCUUCUACGAAUGCUGGAGAAAGCCCGAAAGGGAACGAAGAGCUGAUCUACAUAAAAACAGGUGGAUUUAUACAUGCUUCUCACUGGGUUCCAAUUGUAGCCAAUUUCCUUAUUAUUGGACUUUCUGUCUUCUUAUGCUAUAUACCAGCUGUUCGGCAAAAGAUUUUCUCUCCCUUUUCUGCUCUGGUAUUUGGUUGGUAUCCAGAUCCAGCCAACUCUACGUGGGCAAAAGAAUUCACAUCUACAAAGGAUGAAUCGAGGUCCAAUUCUACAGAGUUUUUAAGCCAGCCAGUCAGAUCUGAAGACCCUGAAACUCUACAAAUAAAGGAAGUCUUAAUUGAAAGACAUGGCUUUGCUUUUAUGGAUGGGCACAUAUACAAAAAUACCAAGACAGAAGCACUAUCUAUGAGAACUAACAACUGCAAUUCUUUGACUACCAAUAUAACAGAUAGUACUGGGAACUAUCAGUUGCCAUCUUUGUACAAAAAACUUCUACCUGAAGAUCCAAAUGAAAGCCAAAUAUUUUCUGAGUGCUUAGUUAAUCCACUCGAGAAUGCCACAGUAGAUUACCUGCCAACCACCACACCUGCCAUUAUGACUUCUGAGGAAGACAGCUUUGGAUCUGAACUCAGUUCAUUGCCUAUUUUCCCUAUAACUUCUUUUCGAAGAAAUUCAGGUUUUUUGGGUGGAAAACUUACUCUGGAUGCUAUAAAAAUGGACUGUAGUUCUUUCACAGAGAACCCUUUUUUAAGAGCAGAGGUAUAGGGAAUGUUGCUCUUAAGCAUUAAAACUACCUGUACUCUGUGAGGGGGUGCUAUUCUCGUGAUACUGUAGAGGGCUCCCAAAUGCUUCUCAUGGGAAUUAGAUUUUUUUAUUUUUACGAGACGAAAGAUAAGCAAUUUCAUUAUUUCAAAAACUGGACACUAGAGGGGAUUACGUUUUUAAGUAGAGGAAAGAUUUACAAGCCGGU
Molecule: messenger RNA, 3002 nt
Organism: Notechis scutatus (mainland tiger snake)
Lineage: Eukaryota; Metazoa; Chordata; Lepidosauria; Squamata; Elapidae
Source: RefSeq, a predicted model, not a curated record